Molecule: messenger RNA, 4477 nt
Organism: Clupea harengus (Atlantic herring)
Lineage: Eukaryota; Metazoa; Chordata; Actinopteri; Clupeiformes; Clupeidae
Gene: plcd1a
Product: phospholipase C, delta 1a
Biological process (GO): intracellular signal transduction; lipid metabolic process
Cellular component (GO): plasma membrane
Molecular function (GO): calcium ion binding; phosphatidylinositol-4,5-bisphosphate phospholipase C activity
Source: RefSeq, a predicted model, not a curated record
UUGGAAGUCGAAUUGACUUGAAGGACUGGUGUUUCAGUGUGGGUGUGUACGAGCACCUGACAUUGAGUAUUCCAGUGCGCUCAUUUUUCUGCCUGAGCGGGUUGGCAGGUUGCGAAAAGGCAACGAUUGCAGUCAUUCAGUCUGAUUACACACAUUUCCGCCGUUAUUUUGAUAGCGACAUCUGAUAGCGACAGCUCCCCUUACUUACUGGGACUAUUCCUGAAGUUGGCAACAUUUAAACAUGGAACUAAAUGGCACUGCUGGUAAACACGGGUUAGAGGGCGAUGCAGACCUGGAGUUCCUGCUGUUGGGUGGAGAGCUGCAGAAAGUGCGGUCGAACUCUUGGAAGAAGAACCGCUUCUACAAGCUGCAGGAGGACUGCAAGACCAUGUGGCAUGAGUCCCACAAGUACCUCAAAAGUACUCAGACCUUCUCCAUUGAUGACAUUGAGGCGGUGCGUCUUGGCCGGCAGUCGGAGGGGCUUCAGAAGUACACUGACCCCAGCCUGGAGGAGAGCUGUUUCUCCAUCAUCUUCAAGGGUCGGCGCAAGAACCUGGACCUCACGGCCAGCUCCGUCGAAGAGGCCAAGCGCUGGGUGACCGGCCUGGAGAAAGUCAUCACCAACAUGCGUGGCCUCAACCGACAAAAGACCAGCGAACACUGGAUCUUCAACUGCAUGCGCAAGGCGGACAAGAACAAAGACAACAAGAUGACCCUGAAAGAGCUCAAGCACUUCCUGCAUCAGAUAAACAUCGAGGUGGAUGACACGUAUGCUGCAGUGCUCUUCGCCAAAUGUGACAAGUCCAACUCGGGCUCCCUGGAGGGCUCAGAGAUCAAGCACUUCUACGACCUGCUGACGCACCGCGAGGAGAUCGAUGUGAUCUACGCCAAGUACGCGCAGACCGAGGGCCAGAUGAGUGCCGCUAACCUGCUCAAUUUCCUGCUGAACGAGCAGAGAGAGACCGUCUCCAUGGAGCACGCCGUCAAGCUCAUUGAGAAGUAUGAACUGGAUGACACAGCCAAGCAGAAGAAGCAGAUGACCAAGGAUGGUUUCCUGAUGUACCUGCACCAGGAGGAGGGGCUUAUCUUCAACCCCGCCCACAAGGAAGUGUACCAGGACAUGACCCAGCCAAUUAACCAUUACUUCAUCUCCUCCUCCCAUAACACCUACCUGAUGGAGGACCAACUCAAGGGGCCCAGCAGCACAGAGGCCUACAUCAGAGCACUGAUGAAGAGCUGUCGCUGCGUGGAGCUGGACUGCUGGGACGGACCCAACGGAGAGCCCAUCAUCUACCACGGCUACACGCUCACGUCCAAGAUCCUCUUCAAAGACAUCAUCAAGGCCAUUAAAGAGUACGCCUUCAAAACCUCUGAGUACCCGGUCAUCAUCUCCCUGGAGAACCACUGCACGGUGGAGCAACAGAAGCUCAUGGCCCAGCACAUGACCUCCGUCCUGGGGGAGGCACUGCUCACACAGCCCCUGGGGGACCAGAUGCCCUCAAACUUCCCUUCACCAGAGGAGCUGAAGGGGUACUUUCUGAUCAAAGGCAAGCGGCUGAAUAAGCUGGACGCGGCCUUCAACAACAACAGUGUUGAGGAGGAUGAGAGUGUGUCGGAGGAGGACGAGGCAGCAGAAGAGAACAUCCAGAAGCCCAAAGAGAAGAAGUCCAAGAUUAAGCUGGCCAAGGAGCUCUCAGACUUGGUCAUCUACUGCAAGAGUGUGCACUUCGGUGGCUUUGAGCACGCUCGCGAUGACCAGGCCUUCUACGAGAUGUCCUCCUUCAAGGAGGGCAAGGCUGUCAACCUGGCAGACACAUCAGCCACAGCCUACAUUCACCACAACAUGGACAAGCUCAGCAGAAUCUACCCAGCCGGCUCCAGGACAGACUCCUCCAACUACAACCCCGUGCCUCUGUGGAAUGCUGGCUGCCAGAUAGUGGCCCUGAACUUCCAGACGCCUUCUAAGGAGAUGGACCUGAACCAGGGGCGUUUCCUCCCCAAUGGACUGAGCGGCUACGUCCUCAAGCCCGAGUUCCAGAGGGACCCGGCCUCCCAGUUUGACCCCAACAGCCUCCAGAAAGGCGCCGGGUACAGGAAGAAGACGCUUCACCUCAUGGUGAUCUCAGCACAGCAGCUGCCCAAGCUCAAUAAGGACAAGUGCAAGUCCAUUGUGGACCCCCUGGUGAGAGUGGAGAUCUGUGGUGUCCCGGCUGACGCCGCAAGCAAAGAGACGCAGUCCAUUGAGAAUAAUGGUUUCAAUCCCAUGUGGAAUGAGAGCUUCCAGUUUGACGUGCACGUCCCAGAGCUGGCUAUGCUGCGCUUCCUGGUAGAAGACUAUGACACCACAUCCCAGAAUGACAUGAUUGGUCAAUACUGUCUGCCCUUCACCAGUCUACAGAACGGUUACCGUCACGUUCCGCUGCUCACCAAGAGAGGUGACGUCAUAUCCUCCGCCGGACUCUUUGUGCACAUCAUGGUUGUGGACGCAGAAUAAAGCUGGACCAACAUCUAAAGGCCAAACACGUUACACGGAGACCAUCGGACGCGCCUUGCUAUUGUAGCUUAAUAUCCCUCUAUUUCUAAUGGCAAGGCAAGAGUACACCAAAUUGACUGUUAUUACUGGUAUGUGAGAGUUGCCUACUGCAGUGUAUGGUAAAUUGCUUGCACCUUGUUAAAACAUUUACAAGGGGAAAACUUUCAUGUUGGCCCUAUCAACAAUCAGGUGUAGGGUGUCAUAUGAUGGACAGCAGAUGAGAAUGUGAAUGGAAAAAUUUUAACUCAUCUGAGGUGAUCUGAACUACCUUCAGAGAAGGUGUAAAAAGUUUGAAACAGAAAAACUAAUUUACAGCUUCUGAGACUUUACCGAUCACAUCAGGAGGCAAUUAAGGGGAAAGUCUGAUUGGGUUUUAUCACAGCAUUUUUAAAUUCAUUUGAAGACCGUGUGUAUAUCCAGAGUCUUAGUAUUUGGGCCAACAGACAUUUACGACACUCUGCGGUCAACAUUUAAAAGGCAAGAAACUGGCUGAUAGUUUAAGGAGUCAUACACACGUUUUAUAUUGAUAUUAAAUGUUUUUAUUUCACUCUUGAAAGAGUGAGAAUUGUAUGUGUGAAGGCCGAAUAGACAAGAGUCCCACAACAGUGGCACGCUAAAACGUACUCCCGCUAGAUGAACUCUGGUUCGGCAUGUAUUCAUCCUGCAUGACAUUUCAGUGUCAUCCUAAACAACUACACAGCUUUUAUGUAAGAGUGGCCACUAGAGCUGCUUAUGAGGUGAAUUAUCAGAUGACUCUGACUAAGCCGUCAGGUCAAAUAUGCUAUUUGGGGUAAGGGUUUAUAUGUUUCAACAUAUGUAUCAUGUACAUAGACACAAAGGCUUCAGCUCUCUGUUAAUAAUAUAAGAAAGGUUGAUGUUUCUAAAUGUGCACAAGAUCGCCCUCUUGUGUAUUCAACUAGUAAUGCUUUUGCUAUGGGAUGUUAGACAGGACUCAUGAUGAGUGAGUCCACUUGUUUGUGGUUUAUCAGUAUUUGUGUGAAAUCUAAACAUUGUGUUUUACUGAAAAAGCCUCCCUGUGAUGGAGCCGAAACACUGACAUUGCACAAUUUAUUGCAUUCAUGGUCAAUGUUUUUUGUAUUUAAUGUUUUAAACAGUUAUUGUAAUCAUACUAACACAUACAGUAUCUGUAAAUGUACUUAUUGAGUGUUUUUGUUAGAAUAUUUGUACACAUUUAACCUUUUUAAUGUUCUGUCUGAAUUUGACUAUAUACAUUUUUACAUUCUGUCCUAACAAGCAUUCACAUUGUGGUGUUGAGUGCGUUUCUUUGGGAGUUUUGUGAGAGGAUUCACAGUACAUGUUAGUAUCAGAGUUAGGCACCUUUUCAGUUUCAUAGAAAAUUAAAUAAGGUUGUGCACUCCAGAAAUGGUUGUAAUCUAAAUUAGUCUUUAAAUAUUAUUCAUAGAAGUAUUUUCAUACGGCAUGCUCUGUCAGCGAAGAAAUGAUUCUCCAGUUCCGAAAAAGGUUCUUUAAAGCGAUAGCAAAUUCAUAUGGUUCCACAAAUGUUCCAAGGCGUUUCUAAAGAACCCCUGACAGAGUUCUAAGUGGAGCCAGCAUGCAUUUUUCCAUGGUGACAAGAAGGUUCAUUUCUGUUUCUGUUUUUGAGAAGACUGAAAGGUCCAAAAAGUUCUUUGUAUCUCUUGACUGAAACUGCAUUAUUAAUUUUCAGCAGUUUUGAAAACAACUUUUUUUACAUGUCUCUUUCUUACAUGUCAGAUCAUUAAUACUGUCUGGUGUCAAUGUUAUUACAGGUGCUAAUGCCUGAAUCAUCUACAUAUCAUUUCUUAUUUUAACAUCCUAUUUCAAAAUAUGACAAGUAAGUGUAAUGUUAUUUAGCAGGUUGUCUUUUAGAAUAAGCAGUCAUUCUGUUGCUAUGGAUAUUUUCAUUAAGCUGCAAAUUGCAUCUAAAUAAACCGUUAACAUUUU